AUGAAUUUGGAAGAUCCAGUAAUAUCGAAGCCAUGGAUCAAGCAAACAAGUGCAGAUGACUUUGCAGAGGAAAUAGAGAGUGAAGAUGCUGACACAAGAACGUUAAUUGCUCGUACGGCGCAGCUUUGGUCUGCAGUAAAUCAAACAAAGCACGCGGACGACAAUUCACGUGGACCACCGCUGUGUUGUUCAGCCUCUGCUUGGCAUAUGUCGCUAUCAGAGCAACAUGGGUGUGCUGAGGAUGGCAAUAGUACCCUGGACAGUGACGACGAGGAAUAUGGGGAGGGAGAUGAAUGCAUCAAGAUGGAGAGUGUUGAUAUGGUGCUUCAAAGCAUGACACGAGCUGGAAACUAUCUCGCCGGUGAUGUACAUCCUUCUUGGCCGACAGUUGAACAAGCGUGUGUAGAAGAUAAGGCAAACGGUAUGGGCAGUGAUAAUGGUUACGAGAGUGAGGGAUCUGAGGAUUUUAGCAACGACACGGCAUGGGAAUGUGGAAAAUUACAGCUGGAGCAAGGCGACGACACUUUGAAUCGAGCGACCAACACUUCAAAAGCUCGUGCCAUUAUCAAUGCCAUGCUAAUCAACUUGAUUCGACUAGGUUUUCGAGAGGAUAUUACACGAACAGCACUCGAGGCAGGUGCUUUUGAGAUUGAUCAUUAUGACUCAGAUUGCGAUUUGGCAUACGAAGAUAUCUUCAUGUUGUUGGUGAAAAUGGUUUGUGACGCACAUGUUGACAUGAGUGGGGGUGACAAUGUCGAACAAAGUUGGAAAUCACAAGAGAGAAAUUCCGGUAGUCUCGUACAAACAGACAUCGUCGACGCGAAAUCGCCAUCGAAUUUGAAUCAGCUCUCAUUUCUUCCCUCUAAGUGGCCAGUCUUUGAUAUGGCGCAAUUUGAGUUUGAAAGUGCACGCCCUGGCACGUGUUUUAAUAGUGUUUGUGUACUGACAAACCUACCACUGGUGUCAAUGGAUCGAACUGAGGAGUUAGUAAACGUUCUGUCUUGCAACUUAUUUUGCAUGAUUGGUGACCCCAUUCAAGUGGUCAUUCCAUCAACAAGCUCCACAGGACGUACUAAAGGGCAUGCUUUUCUCGAAUUCGACGGUCCGGAUGUAGCGCAGAAAUGCGCAUUGGCAGUGGAUGGACUGACGUGGGGAAAGGGAUCAUUGGGCAGGAUCAGAGGGAACUUGUUUCGACAGUAUCAGAUGGAGUCACCAGCUGCAGGGGAUAGGCGGGCAUCUAUUAUAAGUGGCGAUAGGGCAUCAAUUCCUAGCUCGCUCGUAAGUGUUCCUGGGUCUGGGUCACUUCUAGAUGCUACUGCAGUACCCUUUCUUACGUCCGGGCAUCAUGACAAUCUUACAGUGGAGCGUUUUCGGCCCGACCUUGGCAUAGCGCAACAGCAACCUUUUAUAUGCGACAGUGAUGAGGAUGAUAGCGACUCGGGUGAAUGGGUUUGUCGUCGUCCGUUGAAUCAUGAACAAUUUAGUCCAUCCCCACUAUCACAUCUAUCAUCAGGCAGCGCGGGUAGUAGCGAGCAGUAUGAGCCUAUCCAGUAUGAUAUUGCGAUGCAGUUUGGCUGGGACGAUAAAGCUUCCGAUGACGAAUACUCGGUGCAGCAGAAAAGGAAAGUAGAGGACGACAAUGAAAACGAUACAAGUUUUGACUGCAAUAGUGUACUUGAAUUCCAAGGUUCCGACGAAGAAGAGUUCAUGGGUCAUUCCUUUUGUAAAGAACUCGUUCGUGAGUAUCCGCCAACUCGAGUUACAUUGUCGUUAGGUGAAGUGACAGCCACAAGGUCGACUGUGAUAUCAACUGCGCCCGCUGUUGCGCUCGAAUCACAUGCUGACUGCGAUAUGGCAAUGCAAUCCUGGGAUGUCGACGAAGGCAAUGAUAUCGAUAACAAACUGUGGCGGCACUAUUGCGAAGAUUUAAGCCUCCGCAAUUGCGAAAUGCAGGAGCAAAUCUCCUUUGCGCGUCGUCGCAUUGUCCAGUUAAGCCACAACAACCAAAAGUUGCAUUUGUUGAUCGACCGUGUAGAACGGGAUCGGGAUCGAUUGCUACUUGAAAAUAACGUGCUGCAGACUCAACUUCACGAACAUGAAGAUCACGAGCAGCAUCACGACUCCUUGAUGAAGGAGUUAAUUGUAUUGCGGAAACGCGUAACCGAGCAAGAGCACUCUUUUGAUAGACGGACCCCGGACCCGCUUCAGCAGCAUAAAGCUGCUUGCAAUGUUCGCUCAAGUUUUUCCUACGGCAUUCGAGCAGCUCUGUCAAAAGUUGCCUCAGUCUCUCUGACAAACUGCAAAAUGGAGGAGCUGAAGGAAUGGGAGCAGCAGCUAGAGAGUACAUUGAGCCAUGUGCGCUCGAUUAAGGAGGAAAAGGCACUGGAAGUGCAAAAAAAACUCGACCGGCAGGUCGAGGAGCAGAAUGAGCUUAAGCUUUGUGUGAUCUGUCUUUCCAACAAAAAGAGCAUACUGUGUCUACCUUGCCGUCAUUUGUGCUUGUGCAAGACGUGCUCCUACCGUCAAGAAGUGACCAAGUGCCCAAUUUGUCGCCUAGAAAUUGAGGAAAUGCUAGCUGUGUACUCCUAA
Messenger RNA from Peronospora farinosa, 2589 nucleotides. NCBI's taxonomy places the organism in Eukaryota, Oomycota, Peronosporomycetes, Peronosporales, Peronosporaceae. The record is from the annotation of a GenBank genome assembly.